Cutaneotrichosporon cavernicola is the source of this 429-nucleotide messenger RNA. RefSeq lists its product as uncharacterized. Gene Ontology annotation, cellular component: nucleus; cytoplasm. Gene Ontology annotation, molecular function: protein folding chaperone; protein-folding chaperone binding. Lineage: Eukaryota; Fungi; Basidiomycota; Tremellomycetes; Trichosporonales; Trichosporonaceae. The coding region runs from base 1 to 429 and encodes 142 amino acids. The transcript is spliced from 2 exons. The record is from RefSeq and is a predicted model, not a curated record.
AUGGCUCAAACAGACUAUUAUGCUGUCUUGGGUGUCCGACCUACGGCCCCCAACGACGAGAUCACGCUUGCCUGGCGCCGCCUCGUGCUGGCUUCGCACCCUGACAAGGCGCGUUCUGCGCCAGCACAAACCGACAUCCGCCUCGUGAACGAGGCACGUGCGGUCCUCUCGGAUCCCGCGCGCCGCGCCGACUUUGACGCGCAGCGCACAGCCGCGCCGCCCUCAGGGCCGCGGAUACGAGAGCACGUCUCUCUUGAGGCAUUUACGGCGCACCCGAGCGCCGAAGAACCUGAGCACUUCACUCUCGAGUGCCGAUGCGGACAGUCUUAUGACGUGACCGUCGAUGAGCUCGAGGCAGGCGUCGAUGUUGUCGGGUGUCCAGGGUGCGGGGAGUACAUUGGGAUCGACUAUGAGGUGGUCGAGGAGUAG